AUGCAAUCUCGUCAUUUAUUAAAAUUGUCCACUGUGACUAAACGUAUGCUAUCAACAACUAAACCAUAUGAUGAAACGAUUAGAAAUCUAUUAUGUCCAAAGGACACACGUGUAAUUUUUCAAGGUUUUACAGGUAAACAAGCAACGUUUCACGCUCAAUUAUCAAUAGAUUAUGGUACUCAAGUAGUUGGUGGGACAAAUCCAAAAAAAGCAGGUCAAUUACAUUUAGAGAAACCGGUCUUUGCCACAGUUAAAGAUGCGAUUAAAGAAACUAAUGCGAAUGCAUCUGCGAUUUUUGUUCCACCACCAAUUGCUGCAAAAGCAAUUGAAGAAGCCAUUGAUGCAGAAAUGCCUUUAAUUGUUUGUAUUACAGAAGGUAUACCACAAAGAGAUAUGUUAUAUAUUUCUGAAAUGUUACAUUCGCAAGGUAAAUCAAGGUUAGUUGGACCAAAUUGUCCAGGGAUUAUUAAUCCUUCAACUAAUGUUAGAAUUGGUAUUCAACCAACUUCAAUUUUUAAACCAGGUAAAAUUGGUAUUAUUUCAAGAUCUGGUACUUUAACUUAUGAAGCUGUUCAACAGACAACUAUUCAUAAUCUAGGUCAAUCUUUAGUCAUUGGUAUGGGUGGUGAUGCAUUCCCAGGAACUGAUUUUAUUGAUUCUUUAAAAUUAUUUUUAAAUGAAAGUCCCGAAACUGAAGGUAUUAUUAUGUUAGGUGAAAUUGGUGGUCGUGCAGAAAUUGAAGCCGCUCAAUUCUUAAAAGAACAUAAUAUGAAUAGAGAUAAACCUUUACCUGUUUCUUCUUUUAUUGCAGGUAAAGUCGCGGGACAAAUGAAAGGUGUUAGAAUGGGCCAUUCAGGUGCUAUUGUUGAAGGUCAUGGUACUGAUGCAGAAUCAAAGAAAAAAGCCUUGAGAGAGAUUGGUGUUGAUGUAGUCGAAUCUCCAGGUUUCUUAGGUCAAUCUUUAGUCGAUCAAUUCAAUAGACUAAAAUGA
Maudiozyma saulgeensis is the source of this 990-nucleotide messenger RNA. The record is from the annotation of a GenBank genome assembly. Lineage: Eukaryota; Fungi; Ascomycota; Saccharomycetes; Saccharomycetales; Saccharomycetaceae.